Toxoplasma gondii ME49 is the source of this 1577-nucleotide messenger RNA. RefSeq names its product SAG-related sequence SRS19D (gene SRS19D). The transcript has a single exon. Bases 117 to 1286 code for a protein of 389 amino acids. Gene Ontology annotation, cellular component: membrane. NCBI's taxonomy places the organism in Eukaryota, Apicomplexa, Conoidasida, Eucoccidiorida, Sarcocystidae. The record is from RefSeq and is a predicted model, not a curated record.
GAAAUAUCAUUGUUGUCAAAGUUUGGCAGUCCACUGUGUGUGUGGCUGCGUUUCUUUCGCGUGCUGCUCGUUUUUAGGGCUUCAUUUUUCAGACAAGUUUCUUAAGUGAUAGCACAAUGGCGAGAACUCAGAUGACGAGGCGACUCGGUGGAGGGUUCCGGCCGAGAGCGAGUAAGUUGAUGGCGAUCUGCCUGGGUGGCAUUGCACUGUUUUCAACCGGAGAGGCUGUUCCAGACAAAUUUCUCGAAGGGCUUCAAACUCGGAGUCUGCAGCAAUCGUCAGUUCAGACUGGACCGACAUUUGGCGAUGGAGUUGCCACAUGUGAGCUGAAAUCAGUCGCGGAACAAGCGGCGGCCGCAUCAACGAACGCGCUGAUACUGUCCAAAGGGAAGCUCACCGCUAAAUUGGUGUGUUCUGGUGAUGGCAAUGCUGCGGUGCCAGAAAGCCUAACAACUGUGUGUAAGCCAGGAAGAGCUGACGGCACGGAAAAAUGCAAAUUCGGGACAGCAACCGUUUCUGAAGGCACUGAAGCCGAACUAAAAUCCCUUCUCGGGGUUAACAGUGAUGUCAAGUGGGAAAUGAUAUCGACGUCAGAGACGGAUAACCAGGGUCAGACCUGGACCCUGACCUUAAAUGAGGGCGACCUACCUUUCAAAGACACCCCAUUCUUCGUGGGGUGUAAAAAGACUGCCAAAGGCAAGGCGGGAGCUAGUGGUGCCAGCCCAGACUCGUGCAAGGUGCCAGUUCACGUGGAAGCGAGGGCUUCUGCUGAAAUAAAUAACAUUGUCACGUGCGCAUACGGCCAGAAGAGCAAUGAGAAGGCCGUGCAGGUCGAGCUAACAGCAGAUCAAAGGUCAGUUACCAUCAACUGCGGCAGUGUCGGUUCUCCGAUGCCCGCGGAUCCGACCACCCAGUACUGCGAACCCGGUGAUGCAGAAUCGGGUACCUGCAAGGGCAAGAACUACGUCGACGUUCUGCCGAAGUUUGAGGCGAGUUGGGUAAAGCAUGACAGCCAGAAAAAUUCUGUCACCCUGACGAUCCCGGAUUCUGGAUUUCCGUUGGAGAACCAGAAGAUCCGGUUGGCGUGUGCUGUGAAAGAAGCAUCUGAAACGAAGGCUCACGCUGAUACUGCUACGGACACGUUUGGUCAAAAGUCGUCGAUUUGCAAUGUUUCCGUGACUGUCAGAGCAGGGAAUUUCGCUUCAUCUGCAAUAUCGAUCAUGAAUGCGGCAGCUAAUGCCCUCGGUGCUGUCGCCGUGGCGGGAGUUCUUGCCGGUUUCCUUUAAAUAGAGUCAGUGUGUUAGAAUUUCGCGGCGAUUUCUGAAUUCCGAUUUGUCAGAACCAGCUGUCGACGUUCGUGUCCCCCGGUUGGAUGUUUGCUUCUGAUGGCGUCAACACUCGGAUAUUGUUUGCCUAGCUUUUCUAUCAGGAGGGAAUGGUACCGCACUGUUCCGCUUAAAUAUGGUGUCCGUCUGCCUGGUGAUUCAUCCUACCCUCCUGAGCUGCCACGAUCUACGGAUGUCAGCAGCAUAGGCAGAUGCAACAAACACAUAUAGUUUUUGUCUACCAAGACCAGU